UCGCUUACGCCCUCUCCUCUGCUCUUCCUCUCUUCCUUUCUUCCUCCAAAUUCAAUACUCGGACCUUUCUUCCUAAUUUCCAUGGCCUCCAUAAACUUCGUCGGCACUGCGCCAGCUUCCACCUCCUCAAAAACCUACUUUCCUAUCUCUUCUUCGUCAUCUUCCUCGCCCUCAUAUCAUCGACCCGCGGCGGCCCUGCCGUCUUCCUGGUCGCUGGGCGGCGCUGGGCUCGAGGCGUCUAGAUUUGCAUCUAGAUCUCAGCUCCAUCUCCAUCGAGGCGGUGGCCUCCUUGUGGUGCGCGCGGCCCGUGGCAAGUUCGAGCGGAAGAAGCCGCACGUUAACAUCGGUACCAUCGGGCAUGUAGACCACGGGAAGACCACCCUAACAGCGGCGCUCACAAUGGCCCUUGCUUCCCUCGGAGGAAGCGCCCCAAAAAAGUACGACGAGAUCGACGCCGCCCCGGAGGAACGCGCCCGUGGCAUCACCAUCAACACUGCCACCGUCGAGUACGAGACGGAGAACCGACAUUACGCCCACGUUGAUUGCCCUGGACAUGCUGACUAUGUAAAGAACAUGAUAACGGGCGCCGCCCAGAUGGACGGUGCCAUCCUCGUAGUAUCCGGUGCUGACGGCCCCAUGCCCCAAACCAAGGAGCACAUCCUCCUCGCCAAACAGGUUGGCGUACCCAACAUGGUCGUAUUUCUUAACAAGCAGGACCAGGUCGACGAUGAAGAGCUCCUCCAGCUCGUUGAGCUCGAGGUUCGUGAGCUCCUCUCCUCGUACGAGUUCCCCGGUGACGACGUCCCGAUCAUCUCUGGAUCUGCUCUCCUUGCGCUCGAAGCACUUAUGGCUAACCCUAAAAUCAAGCGUGGGGACAACGAGUGGGUCGACAAGAUCUACGAGCUAAUGGACGCUGUUGACGAUUACAUCCCUAUUCCCCAGCGCCAGACCGACCUUCCUUUCCUCCUAGCCGUUGAAGACGUCUUCUCCAUCACUGGGCGCGGCACUGUCGCCACCGGGCGUGUCGAGCGCGGCACUGUCAAGGUCGGUGAAACCGUCGACAUUGUUGGGCUUCGGGAGACUAGGAAUACUACCGUCACUGGAGUGGAGAUGUUUCAGAAGAUACUUGACGAGGCCCUUGCUGGUGAUAAUGUGGGGCUUCUUCUCCGUGGAAUUCAGAAGGCAGAUAUACAGCGUGGGAUGGUUCUUGCUAAGCCUGGAACCAUUACUCCGCACACAAAGUUUCUGGCUAUUGUCUAUGUGUUGAAGAAGGAGGAGGGCGGCCGACACUCUCCGUUUUUUCCUGGGUAUCGACCACAGUUCUACAUGAGGACUACUGAUGUCACUGGGAAGGUCACGGGCAUCAUGAAUGAUAAGGAUGAAGAGUCAAAGAUGGUCAUGCCGGGAGACCGGGUGAAGAUAGUCGUGGAACUCAUAAUGCCUGUGGCGUGUGAGCAGGGGAUGCGGUUUGCCAUCAGGGAGGGCGGCAAGACUGUUGGGGCUGGUGUUAUUCAGACUAUUAUUGAGUAAAGGGGUUUUUCUACUGAAUUAUUUCAGUUAUGCAAGGGAAGCUUCUUGACUUUAGAUAAGCCCCAUGCCAUAUUAGGUGGAAAAUUAUACAAAUUCAGGUUUCAACAUCUCAUGACUUGCCACUGUCAUAUAUUUUUUAGCCUUUUAUUUUUUCUUCCUUGAAACUUUGAUAUUUUCAUCUUUUGAUGAGGUAUUGCUCUGUAAACUUGUAGUUUCCAAAGUAUGUUAUUGCUUGUUAUUUAUUUUGCCUGCUUUUACUUGAAUUUUCAUUCGUUGAGUGCA
Molecule: messenger RNA, 1812 nt
Organism: Dendrobium catenatum
Lineage: Eukaryota; Viridiplantae; Streptophyta; Magnoliopsida; Asparagales; Orchidaceae
Product: elongation factor Tu, chloroplastic
Exons: 1
Coding region: 82-1530 (482 amino acids)
Biological process (GO): mitochondrial translational elongation
Cellular component (GO): mitochondrion
Molecular function (GO): GTPase activity; GTP binding; translation elongation factor activity
Source: RefSeq, a predicted model, not a curated record